This is a messenger RNA of Mycotypha africana, 873 nucleotides long. RefSeq lists its product as uncharacterized. The record is from RefSeq and is a predicted model, not a curated record. Lineage: Eukaryota; Fungi; Mucoromycota; Mucoromycetes; Mucorales; Mycotyphaceae. Bases 1 to 873 code for a protein of 290 amino acids. The transcript has 4 exons.
AUGUCUGGCAAAAGAAAGAAUCCUUCUCAUCCAUCCGCAUCAACGCAUACUAUAUCGAGUGACAUACAAUGGAUUUUCGAACACAAGGAUUCCUUGACAUUCAAGACAUAUGCUGAGCAUUUUGGCGUUUUGCACAAGCAGGCGUGCUUAGAUCAGAAACUAAACCAUCGACAAGCAGACGAAAGUGGCUUUAAGAGCUUUUGGCUGGGAACGCACACGCAGAAAAGAAACCGUACUCGAUCAUUGGCUCGUAUCAUUAAUAAUGUGGACAACAAACAGCUUGCCAAAGACGAUGCGGAGAUUCAGCUUUUGAUACUCGGGAAAAUCAUAUCUGAUGGAAAUGACGGCAUCCGCCCUGACGCCGCCACAAUCUCCAAGCUGCAGCAGCAUGACUUUGGAUUCCAGUCUCGGAUAGGGAGAGGUCAACACUGCACGCCCCCCCCACCAUCGAUAACCAUGCGCUAUGCCACGAUCUUUUGCGAGCAAGUAUUCUGCGUUUUUGGGUCUCUCCUAAAAACAAUUUCAGUAGACCAACGGUCCACACUUUCGUGCUGCCGUAGUGAGGCAACUGACAAGUCUUGUACAGGCGAACCAUGCCCUUCUCCACACCCUAUCACCCCCGAAUGCAAUGGAAUGGUAGAACGAUUGAAUGGGAACAAUAGUCAAAUCCUUAAAGAAAUUGGCCAAGAAACAAGCCGCAUUCUUGGGAUGAAUGCCUCCGUACUAUUCUCUAUUGUUAUCGAGUUAAACUUCAACCUGUUGACCAAAAUCGGGUGUUGCGAUUUGCAGCGAAUCAAAAAACUUUUUGCACUUGAAAAACAGGUUUUGAGUGAAUCAAGUCUUUCUUUGCAGACCAAAUCUAAUUUCAAAUAA